Messenger RNA from Plenodomus lingam JN3, 579 nucleotides. Lineage: Eukaryota; Fungi; Ascomycota; Dothideomycetes; Pleosporales; Leptosphaeriaceae. The record is from RefSeq and is a predicted model, not a curated record.
AUGUUCAAGAAAGACAUAACAUCGGGCGCAAAGUCCAAGGUCAAAUCGAGCGCCCAACGCGCCAUCCGCUCCAAGGUCCUUGAGGAAUACCCCAGGUUAGAACCGUAUAUCGAGGAUAUAAUGCCCAAGAAAGAGCAAUUAGAUCUUGUGAAGUUACCAGACCGCGUCUCCCUAUACACCCUCCACUCAACCCCACUCUUCUUCCAACACAUGGACGACGCCUUACUCCCCCACCUCACCCUCGUCCACAAAUACCCAACCUGCUUCCACCGCCUACGCAUCGACCGCGGCGCAAUCCGCUUCGUGCUUUCCGGCGCCACGCUCAUGGCUCCCGGCCUCACAUCCCCCGGCGGCCGGCUCCCGGACCCAGACGCCUCGGACGAGGACAAGGCGCGGUAUGGGACCGAGGAUUUGGAGGCGGGGCAGGUGGUGGUUGUGGAGAGCGAGGGCAAGGAGACGGCGUGUAUGGUGGGCGUGUUGAAGAUGGGGACCAAGGAGAUCAAGGAGAAGAAGAAGGGGGUUGCGUGUGAGGCGGGGCAUUAUUUGGGGGAUGGGCUUUGGGGGUUGAAGUUGGAUUGA